Molecule: messenger RNA, 1269 nt
Organism: Scomber scombrus (Atlantic mackerel)
Lineage: Eukaryota; Metazoa; Chordata; Actinopteri; Scombriformes; Scombridae
Gene: iscua
Product: iron-sulfur cluster assembly enzyme a
Exons: 6
Coding region: 172-660 (162 amino acids)
Biological process (GO): iron-sulfur cluster assembly; intracellular iron ion homeostasis
Cellular component (GO): mitochondrial matrix; cytoplasm
Molecular function (GO): ferrous iron binding; 2 iron, 2 sulfur cluster binding
Source: RefSeq, a predicted model, not a curated record
UUGCAGGGCAGCUGGAAUAAGAUAACGAGAUCACGUGGGGUGGUUGUGUAACUACUUGACUUACUGUGUAACUACUACUGCGGAUCAGACUAACUAUGUAGAAUAUAACACUAUUUACUAAGUGAAGUAUCCAGUGUGAAGCGCACAUCAGCGUCGUUUCAGCAGCUGAACAUGGCGAUGUUGUCCUUAUCGAGGUCUUCGUUGUUGUUAUUUAGCAAAAGGUUAUUCGGCCCGCAGCUGAAUGUCCUCUGUUCAUAUCACGAAAAGGUGGUGGAUCACUAUGAAAACCCAAGAAAUGUGGGCACUUUAGACAAAAACUCCAGGAAUGUGGGGACUGGAUUGGUGGGCGCACCCGCCUGUGGUGAUGUUAUGAAACUUCAGAUUGAGGUCGACGAAAACGGAAAGAUUGUGGAUGCAAAAUUCAAGACAUUUGGCUGCGGAUCAGCCAUCGCCUCCAGUUCUCUAGCAACUGAGUGGGUGAAGGGGAAGUCGGUUGAUGAAGCUUUGAGGAUCAAGAACACAGAUAUUGCCAAAGAACUUUGCCUUCCUCCAGUCAAGCUUCAUUGCUCCAUGCUUGCAGAAGAUGCCAUAAAAGCAGCGCUGUCAGACUACAGAUUAAAACAGGACAAGAAGGAGGAUCGUGUCAAAGCCAGCAAUUAAUGUGUUAAUAUCAACUAUCCUCCCCCCAAGUCCGUCAUAGGUUGGGCUGCCUCAUCAAUGUGUCAGUAGUGUCCCUGUAAUGUUUGACAGCAAGGCUGUAUUGAAGAUUGGUUGCCAUAACACUACAUCAGGGAGUUUUAUAACCAUAAGAACUGUUCAUGGUUGCAGGCCAGUCACACAAUUUAAGCUAAGAUACCCGUAUUGUUCCAGUGCCUGGUGUUAAUGGAUUUGUGUGUUUUUCAGCAGAUGAUCAGAAAUGUUUAUGAAUAGACAUAAAUGUUGGAGAUCGAAGGUGAAUGGGUAAAGGGUAAUUAGACAACUCAGUUUUUCGUUUUUCUUUUUUAACAAGGGAGCUCAACUCUGUUCAGUAUUUGCUGUGUUUUUCUUGACACAGCAUUAAGAGGAUGCAACAUAAAUCAAGGUUGAGGUGUGUUUAUUUUUGUAUAUUUUUGGCACUGAGGUUUUAUUUGGCUUGAUAAUACAAAGUCACUGGUCCUUCAUGGAGGAUUCAGUAUGAAAACAUGUCAACAGCUUAACAACAAUACAAUACAGAAUAUUUUAUGAGACUGUGGCCUUGUCUUAUGCUCAAUAAAAAUGAUUAAAACAGUC